ACGUAUAUAUUUAUAGAACUUAUUGAUAAAUGUAUUGGAUCUAGAAUUUGGGUUGUCAUGAAGAAUGAAAAGGAAUUUACAGGAAAGCUUUUAGGUUUUGACGAUUAUGUCAACAUGGUAUUGGAGGAUGUCACGGAAUAUGAAAAUACAAAGGAAGGUUACAAGACAAACAAGUUGGAACAGAUCUUGUUGAAUGGAAACAACAUUUGUGUCCUGAUACCUGGUGGAACUGGUCCAGUUUAA
This is a messenger RNA of Rhizopus microsporus ATCC 52813, 243 nucleotides long. RefSeq names its product U6 snRNA-associated Sm-like protein LSm5, variant. Lineage: Eukaryota; Fungi; Mucoromycota; Mucoromycetes; Mucorales; Rhizopodaceae. The record is from RefSeq and is a predicted model, not a curated record. The annotation marks the transcript as partial. Gene Ontology annotation, cellular component: Lsm1-7-Pat1 complex; U6 snRNP; U4/U6 x U5 tri-snRNP complex. Gene Ontology annotation, biological process: mRNA splicing, via spliceosome. The transcript has 4 exons. Gene Ontology annotation, molecular function: RNA binding.